This is a messenger RNA of Drosophila virilis, 1091 nucleotides long. RefSeq names its product kunitz-type serine protease inhibitor 3. Gene Ontology annotation, molecular function: serine-type endopeptidase inhibitor activity. The record is from RefSeq and is a predicted model, not a curated record. Lineage: Eukaryota; Metazoa; Arthropoda; Insecta; Diptera; Drosophilidae.
AGUUAAUGUAUUUUUAAUGCCAACUCGACUUUAAAUAUUUUCAAUUAUUUUAGCUCAAAAGAAGUGCAAAAUGAUAUUUCAAUAAUUUCCAAUACUUAUUCGCCUGAUCUGGCAACGCCGUUCGUUUGCUUGACCAACUUUAAGAGUCGCCCAAAAGAGCCCAAGCCGCAGCUGGCGAUCGAGCCGCUAGUCACGUCACGUCACCUUCCCGGUAUAAAACCAAAUGCGGAGCAGCUAAUGCAAUCAGUCGCCAGUCGCCAGUUGAAGAGCCAACAACAAGUGUGUACGCAAAACAGUCUAAAGAAGAAGAAGAGUAAGAAGAAGAGGAAGAGCAACCGUGAAAAGUGUUCGAACCGUAGCCAAAAUAUGUUUGCCCCAAGCCAAUUGAGAUUAAUCGAAGGAGCAUUGCUUGUGCUGCUCGUGCUGUUGCUGGCCGGCAGCGAGUCGCGUCCCAUGGAUCUGUACGAUGAUGUUAGCGAUUUCUUUGAUGCCAUCUCGUUGGACGAUGUGGCCAAUACCGGUCGCAAUACGCAUCCGGAACAGUUCUGCAUGAUGCCGGCACGCAAGGGCGUCUGUCGGGCCCUAAUACCGCGUUGGCGCUACGAUCCGGAGCAGAAAAAGUGUGUGGAAUUCAAGUUCGGUGGCUGCGAUGGCAACGAGAACAAUUUCCCCAGCUACAAGACCUGCAUGGCCACCUGUGAGGGCAUGUAGGAGAGAGAGCUGAGGGAGCUGAGGGAAGGGAAGGAGUAAUCUGCUGAUCGACCGUAUCCGAUCGGCUGGCGUUGCCAAAGGCGCAUGCUUUUUUUUCGUCCUCUGUCAAGUAGCGAAUCAAGGGCAGCAUUUACUUAUAGAACACACACUCGCACACACACACACCUGCACACACUCGCACACCCAUUAAGCAACUGUCCUUCAAUAAUUGUCUUUAAUAUUUAUACAGUUUCCUUAAAAUUUUUAAGUAAAUUCAUGCAUCAUUCCUUCAGACAAAACCCAUUGUAAUUGUAAACAAAAAAAAAGGUGUCUAACACUUUUCUAGCUCUUAGGUUAUUGUGAUAAAUAUUCAUGAUGAAAUAAAGUAUAAAAGAGGAAAA